Molecule: messenger RNA, 2456 nt
Organism: Entelurus aequoreus (snake pipefish)
Lineage: Eukaryota; Metazoa; Chordata; Actinopteri; Syngnathiformes; Syngnathidae
Product: protein SFI1 homolog
Exons: 19
Coding region: 483-2456 (657 amino acids)
Molecular function (GO): phosphatase binding
Source: RefSeq, a predicted model, not a curated record
UGCGUAAUAAUUUGUGACAAUGUCGCGAAAAAGUAUGCUAAGUUUAGAGUUGUUGUAAGGCAUAUACUCGGACAGCUAAGUUCUACUUCGGGGUAUGCUUGAUUUGUGAACUUUUAGUCGCUGUUUUGGCUCUCUUGCUUCUCCGAGUCAGUCGAGAACAACAUCGCUGCUGACAGGUGUAUAAAUGAAACAAAUUCGGUCGUGCAUUUCUCGUCACGUGACAAGGAAGAAACAAAUGCGCGGUGGUCAAGUUCUCCAAACAGUUCGUACACUGACUGUCAAGUUAUAACUACAUUACGGCAUAAAACUCACCACCUCAAUUCUAAAGUCGAUGUGGUGUUUUGUUAUUUCCACGCGAUAUUUUAGACCAAUAGUCUCGUCUUCGCAGUAAUGGAAAACAACUCAACAAAAUCAGCCGAUCUUCAAAGACCAAUAUCGGACAGGGUCAGAUUUAGUGUAGAAAGCGAAGCGCGCACAGUUCAAUGUACUUGUACAAGUAUUCCACACAGAGUUGGAUACAAUUGGAACAAAGGCGGAAGGCUGAAGGAUUUAAGACUAAGGCACUUGGCAAGGAAGUUCUUCAAAAUAUGGAUGCAGAACACCUUUGGUGCCACUAUGAAAAUAUGCUGCAGAAACGAAUAUUUCAGGGAUGGAGAGACGAGUGGUGGGCGUCCAGAAAGGAAUGGAGUCUGUCCCUACGCGCAGAGUGUCAUCACAAGUAUCACCUGCUCCUUCUGACUUUCCAAAGAUGGCAAACAUUUAUUUCACUGCAAGACGAAAAGAAGAGCAAAAUACUUAAAGCUAAAUUGUUCGAUAACAGGCGACGGAUGCGUCAUUUUUGGCACAAGUGGGAGAAUUUUGUCCAGAUGCGUCGGCUGAAAAGAAGAAGAAAUCAAUCAGCCCGAGAAAAGCACAGACGCACACAUCUUCGGUCAUUGUGGCGGUUGUGGCAGAUUAAGUAUCAACAGCAUCAAAACAUUUGCACAAUGGAGGACCAAGCCUUGAAGCUCCGGACAGUGAAUCUACAGAGCAGGGCUUUUCUUCAGUGGAAAGAGAGGCACGCUGCUGUUUGUUCCCAAAGAGAGAAUGAAUCCAAAGCCUCUCUUCACUACAUCAGCAGCGGGAAAAAGAAAUGGCUGAUUCAGUGGCGAACUGUUGUCUCCUCUCGCCAGCACAAGAAACAGUUACAAGCUGUGGCUAUGCACACCGCCCAUCUUCUCUUGAUGAGGCAGAGCUGGGAAGUGUGGAGGAUUGCGUGGCGUCGAAAACACAGCGAGGAGGAGCGUUUGAAAGGGGCGGAGCAGCUGACCAUUCGGUGCGCUCAGCGUCGAGCCGUGUUAAAAUGGAGGGCGUAUGUGACAGGGCGCAAAGAAAAAGCAGGCCGAGACCAGAUGGCCAGUCAACACCACCAUCAGCACCUGCAGCGUGCAUUACUGCAGGUUAUGUCGUUCAACGUGAGCCAGAACAGAGCACGGCGUCUGAACAACGAGGUGGCUGUCCAACAUCAUUACCAGACUGUGAUCAAUAGAUAUUGGUGGCUGUGGAAGGACAGGCUGGAAGAGGCUGAAGAUGAACCUUUCCAAGCCCUGACAGACAUGGCGCUGACCAACUACCGCAUGACCCUGUUGAGUCGCUUUUACGACCACUGGAGGGAGAAACUCGCACAGCAAAGACACAUGCAGGAGCUGGAGUGGCGUGCGGAUAUCUGGUUUGCAGAGCACUUGUUGCCACGAUACCUGAACUCCUGGAUUGAGUUUACUCUGCAGAAAAGGCUGAAGACAGACAGGAGACGCAGGGCGGAUGUUUACAAUAUGCAGCGCCUGUGCACCUGGGUGUUGCACACCUGGCAGGAACGGGCGGAGAAACACAAAGACGAGAUGCUGUCACAGCGAAUGGCCAUUCUUCACGAAGAGCAAAGUCGUCUGCAGAGAGUCUGGGCUCGCUGGAGGCAGCGGACCCAGCAGCGGAUGGGAGAAGAGAAAGAGAAGAGGCAGGAGCAAAAGUGUUCUCUUGUCCCUGUGAAACAGCAAGAAGACGCCAUUACAGAGUUGCCGGACAGUGAGCAGCAGGCUUGUCUUCAGGGUGAUCUGUGCUGCAUGAGAAGGGCUCUGGCCAGGUGGAAAAAGUUUGUCCAGAGACAGAAGUUGAAGACAAGGAAGCUGGAGCACAAGCAGCAUUGCCAAGAAAACCAAGUCAACAAGCAGAGCGUUGUGACCUGGGAGGUCCAGCACAACAUGUCUAAGAAGACUGUGGAAGCACUCUGGCAUUGGGCCCUCACUCUUCAAGCCAAGGUACUGUAUCACCUACUCUACCUUCUUUUUUAUGCUUUACUGUGCACAGGAAGACACUUGGACAGUUUUUGUUGCAAUUAUUUUAGAAACCCUAUUAAUCAGACUUGGGCAAUCAUUUUGACUCGGGGGCCACAUUGGAAGGAAAAGCAGGGUUUGCUUCGCUAA